AUGAGCGGGCAGGGGUUGAGCCUCCCACCCUCUAAUGCGUCUCUGAGGGAGGAGGAGACAGCAGAAAUGCAGGGAAGAGACAUGGCCUUAGAAGUCAUAGUCGGUGAAGACACAAAACAACUCAGCGUGAAGUGCAGCAGCGAGGUUGGUUAUGUAAAGCUGCUGCUGGCGCAGCAGCUCGGCUUAGAGCCUCGGCGUCUCCGUCUGUAUGCGAAGAGAGGCGAGGGAGAGAAGCUGCUGCUGAUAGACCCGAUGUCUCUCUGCGAUUAUAAAGAAUUAGCAGCGCCUGCUGCUACGGUGUAUGCGGAGAUACAACAAGAAUAA
Molecule: messenger RNA, 324 nt
Organism: Eimeria acervulina
Lineage: Eukaryota; Apicomplexa; Conoidasida; Eucoccidiorida; Eimeriidae
Exons: 2
Coding region: 1-324 (107 amino acids)
Source: RefSeq, a predicted model, not a curated record